AUGAUUGAGUCAUUAGCUGUGAUUGUUACGACUGAUAAUUGUCCGUGGGAAAAAGAACGAUAAUUAUUCCAGCAUCCGAAGACUCCAUCACUGGCUGUCUCCCUUGUGUCAUCUUUCUUAUUAGAAGUCAAUGACAAAGCAGAUUAAUAACUAGUUGGAAGUUCCUUGUGAAAUCUUGCAAAAGAUUUGAAAAAUUAAAGACGUUAAUCUUAUUCUUACGGUAAUGACGAGUUACGAGGUAUUCAUUGGCUAGCCCAUUGGCGUUAGAAAUGCAAGUAUAUAUUCAAAUAGGUGACGAAUGCAUUGUUGAGAAUAUGACGGUUCCCGGCGGUUGUUUCUUCACAUUGAUAAAGGAAGAACUGAGUGCUUGGGUGAGGGAGGAAGAAACAUACCGUCAGUUGAGGAAACGCUCACUUGGCCACUGAAGUAGAUACGGGGAGCGGCGGGCAGGAGACAAACUCUCAAGUGACAAGUGAGUAAAGGAGACAAACUUUCAGGUGACAAAUGAAGAGAGGAGACAAACUCUCAGGUGACAAGUGAAGAGAGGAGACAAACUUUCAGGUGACGAGUGAAGAGAGGAGACAAACUCUCAGGUGACAAGUGAAGAGAGGAGACAAACUUAACGGCGACUUGUGAGGAGGGGGAGAGCAACUUUACGGUGACUUGUGAGGAGAGGAGGGAGGUUUUAGGAGGAGACACGCCCUGGGGAAUAUUUAACGUCGGGAGUAUGAGGUUCCUCGACGUCGGAAUCGAUUUUCUUCUGAUCCAGACACUCACAGAAAUUGUACUGUCCAACAAUACCAUUGGUCGAACUUACACACUAUUUCCGGCCAAACAGACCUGGAAUGAGGUCCAGGACUUCUGCGUCACUUCCGGUUCCAGCAUGCUCAAAAUCGGUUCUGAGGAGGAGAUGGAGGAAUUCAAGCAAAUAAUGAGUACUUGGGAGAAUAAUAGUCUGUUAACGGAUUACUUGUGGAUGGGCCUCUACCACUCCAAUCUGUACGAUGGCAGCAACGUUGUUUACCAGUGGCAACAAGACUGCACCAACCUCAGCACCUACACCAACUGGCGCCUCAGCAAGCCAAGCGACCAAGACAUCGACCACUGCGUGGCUGUAACCCUGGAAGGGAAGUACAGGACCCGUCCCUGUAAUCAGCUUUACCAUACUGUAUGCCAGGAAAAUGGGCCGUGUAAGUUUGAGAAGAACAACGGCGGCGUCUUCCUAUACAGCGAACUGCACUCGAAGAGUGCAUCAGACAUGAGCAUAUGCGAACAGGAGUGUCUGAGCAGAGUGGGGACCGUUUCUGAGUGCAUAGCUUUUGUAUACAAGGCCAACAGGUGUGACGUGUACGUUCUCAACACAACGUUUCUGAUUGUGCUCUGUCCGUCCCCAGAGCAGCUCCGUGACAAGACCUGCUACACAGGUGAGAUUAAUUCCAACGACAUCGUCGUCACAUCCAACAAAAAUCGCCAACCCGAGGACAGGUGCUACCAAACAACAAACUACACAACGACUGUUACGACAACGCCAACGCCAACACCUACGCCAUCAACAGCACCAUCAACGGAAGCGAGUCCAGUCUUCAACUGCACUGCUAAUUCGGGCAUCCAGUGGGUCGAUCCUGGCAAGCUGAAUGUCACCUACCUGAACGAAUGCCUCCUGUUGAACAAGAAGGACCUAUCCUGCCAUGUCCGAUCCUUGACGUCCGCAGAAGACAACCGCCCUUCUGCCAUUGCUCUCGGGGCUGUGUGGGCGUUCCUGCUCUUUGCUGCGAUUUUCUGUAUCAUACUGAUGGAUAACGACGCUUUGUUUCAAGAUCGCAAGCCGGCUCGGAGGUGUUUGGUUGAGAUCCACAGAAUUGUCGAUUAAGGACAAAAGAAUUAAAACCUGGAUCUCGAAAAUACGGCUGCUCCCAAGAUCCUCAGGUCACACUCAAACUUCAUCUACAAAAUUGGGUAGGUUACGGAGGUCAUGAAAGAAUUAUACGGAGUUUUCUUGUAGAACUAAAGAGACAACCAUUUUUCAUUUUACCAUUGUUAAACGUUUUCGGUAUUUUUCCAACACUGGAUACUGUUGAUUCUACCAUGCCUGUGAUUGAUUAAUUAAAGUCAUUCGGAGGUAUAUAUUCACGUUAUAUACCUCUGGUUUUCCAACACAGUAUGUAUUUUGUCAAAGUCUUAAUACGUUUCAGUCACCCAUCAUCUCCGCUAUAUGUUAACGGCUUACGUGUGUGUGCGUGCGUAUGUGUGUUGUGUCCGAUCCCAGAGAGUCCCACAAAGUAAAGUGGCUGGAUCCCAUCUGAUCAGAUUAUUCAUGGAACUUUAAGAUUUUGUGAUUAGAAAUUGAAGGAGAACUGAAUUGUCAUUUAUUGCUUUUAAAUAUAACAGUAAAACUAGCUAUAUAUACUAGCCACAUAAAGAAACUGUGCA
Haliotis rubra (blacklip abalone) is the source of this 2430-nucleotide messenger RNA. RefSeq lists its product as uncharacterized. NCBI's taxonomy places the organism in Eukaryota, Metazoa, Mollusca, Gastropoda, Lepetellida, Haliotidae. The record is from RefSeq and is a predicted model, not a curated record. The transcript is spliced from 7 exons. Bases 728 to 1870 code for a protein of 380 amino acids.